Fraxinus pennsylvanica is the source of this 1290-nucleotide messenger RNA. The record is from the annotation of a GenBank genome assembly. NCBI's taxonomy places the organism in Eukaryota, Viridiplantae, Streptophyta, Magnoliopsida, Lamiales, Oleaceae.
AUGGAAUGGACACGAGGUCCCAUCAUAGGCAGGGGCUCCUCCGCCACAGUCUCCGUCGCCACCACUUCCACCGGCGAUCUUUUCGCCGUCAAGUCCACCGAACUUUCUUCUUCUAGCUUUUUGCAAAAAGAGCAGUCUAUAAUUUCACAACUCAGCUCUCCUUGUGUUAUCAGGUGUUUAGGUUCUCAAAUUACUUGUGAGGAAGAAAAUAAACCUAUUUAUAAUCUUUUUUUAGAGUAUGUUCCCGGCGGAGCAUUAUCCGAUGAAGUCAGAAAGCAGGGGGGUUCGUUGGAUGAGUCUAUGAUUCAAUUCUAUGCACAUCAAAUGAUCCGAGGAUUGGAUUAUCUUCAUCUGAGUGGAGUAGUGCAUGGAGACAUCAAGGGUCAGAAUAUUUUGAUUGGAAAAGAUGGUCUCAAAAUUGCAGAUUUUGGUUGUGCUAAAUUGAUACAAGAAGAUAACGAUGCCAUUGCCGGAAAAUCAAGAUUUUCUGGCACACCGGCGUACAUGGCACCAGAGGUUGCCCGUGGUGAAGAACAAGGAUUCCCGGCUGAUAUUUGGGCUCUGGGAUGCACAGUUAUCGAAAUGGCCACCGGAUGCACUCCAUGGUCGGAAAUUCAUGAUCCGAUAUCAGCUAUGUACAAGAUUGGAUGUUCCGGUGAGGUACCGGAAUUUCCAAGGUGGUUGUCUAAUAAGACUAAGGACUUCUUAAGCAAGUGCUUAAUACGAGAUGCAAAACUCCGGUGGACAGCGAAAGAACUUCUUGAACACUCACUUUUCCAUGGAUUUGUAAAUAAUUGUUGGGAAUUCAAAAGGGAAUCUCCGACCAGUGUAUUGGAUCAAGGCUUUUGGGAUUCAUUUGAGACCCCGGAAUAUUCUUUCAGGAAUCAGCCCGUGCUCGCUUCAUCUUCUUACUCUCCGGCAGAUAGAAUCAGCUGUUUGAUAAGAGAUGCUUCAAAUUUACCAAAUUGGGCAGAGGAAGAAGACUGGAUUACAGUCAGGAGAAUUGACUUUGAAGAAAAUCUUGAACUUCAAGAGAACAGCUGCAGUUUCAUUCAAGAUUAUGAUGAAGAAUUGAUUUUUAAUGCAGAAUCUUUUGUAUUUAUGACUGUUAGUGAAGAGGAAUUUCUAAUCUCAAUUGCCAUUACAGAUUAUGACAUUAGCAUUAUUGAUAUUCUUAACUAUGAAAGUAUUAAAGAUGUGUAUGUAUCAAGAAUUCUUGAUUUUGAAACAUUAUCAGUAAAACUAUCUUCCCGAUUUUUGGUACAGGCUAUCCUCUUUUUCCCCUUCUAA